Helianthus annuus (common sunflower) is the source of this 1253-nucleotide messenger RNA. Its product is annotated as enoyl-CoA hydratase 2, peroxisomal. The record is from RefSeq and is a predicted model, not a curated record. Gene Ontology annotation, cellular component: peroxisome. Bases 115 to 1041 code for a protein of 308 amino acids. The transcript has 13 exons. Lineage: Eukaryota; Viridiplantae; Streptophyta; Magnoliopsida; Asterales; Asteraceae.
ACUUCGAUCUGCGUACCCAUACAUACAUAAAUACCCCUUCCCCACGCAACUAAGCUCUUCUUCAGUUAGGUCAAACAAAAUUCAAAACAACACCUUACUUCUGGUAUAGCGAUCAUGAGUGACGAUUCCGUUAUGAAUCCAGAGCUCGUAAUCAAUCACAAAUUUCCACAGGUGACUCACACCUACAGUGAAAGAGAUGUCGCACUAUACGCCCUUGGAAUUGGAGCAUGUGCGAAAGAUGCAUUAGAUGAUAAGGAGCUCAAAUAUGUGUACCAUGAAGAUGGCCAACAAUCCAUCAAGGUAUUUCCAACAUUUGCUGCUUUAUUUUCCAUUGGGCUUACUUCGCAACUAAGCCAGUUGCCAGGAUUUGCGUUUGAUCCACGGCUUCUUUUACAUGGACAACAAUAUAUUGAGAUCUACAAGCCUUUACCUACAAAUUGUUUGAUGCAGAACAAAUCAAGCAUUGUUGGAUUGCAUGAUAAAGGUAAAGCUGCAAUUCUUGAGAUUGAAGUUGUAAGUUAUGAAAAAGAGACUGGCGAGCCAUUAUGCAUGAACAGAACAACUGUAUAUUUGAGGGGUGCUGGCGGCUUUUCAAAAUCAUCUCAACCGUAUUCUUUCACCAAGUAUCCGAGGGAUCAAACAUCUUCAAAAACUCCCAAGACUCAACCCUUUGUAGUACACGAGGAAUGUACUCAGCCCGCACAGGCGUUGCUUUACAGGCUCUCGGGUGAUUACAACCCUUUGCAUUCAGAUCCUAAGAUUGCAGAAGUGGCAGGGUUUUCACGUCCGAUACUUCACGGGCUGUGCACCCUAGGCUUUGCUGUCAGGGCUAUCAUCAAAACCAUCUGCAAUGGAGAUGCAAAUCUUGUCAAAGCCAUUUCGGGUCGGUUUCUGUUGCAUGUUUACCCUGGUGAAACGUUAAUAACCGAGAUGUGGCUUCAAGGCUUGAGAGUUUUGUAUCAGACGAAGGUCAAAGAACGAAACAGAGCAGUGCUGGCUGGAUUCGUGGACCUCAAUCAGUUAAGAUCUUCGUCUCUCUGAGUUCUUGUGAAGCCGGGUAAGAAGUUUAAUAGAUGCUUAAAAUUCGUGUAUGAUGUUGUGAAUGUAUUAUUAUUUUGAACAUAUGUUAUCUAUAAUCAUGUUGCAUUCAGUCGAUUUGGGUCAUAUGUUUCCUAAACGGGUCGAAUUAUAAAGAGGGACGAGUUAAACAAACAGGUCAUCUGGUAAACUGGUUGGAAGUAAAAGUUCUUUGU